Molecule: messenger RNA, 528 nt
Organism: Gamsiella multidivaricata
Lineage: Eukaryota; Fungi; Mortierellomycota; Mortierellomycetes; Mortierellales; Mortierellaceae
Exons: 1
Coding region: 105-458 (117 amino acids)
Source: RefSeq, a predicted model, not a curated record
ACUAGAUUUCCUUUUUUUCUUUUUCUUUGGACCCUAGUUCUGUUGGGCGUGUGGAAGGCAUCUUUGUGCUGGACGCAUGCUGAACCGGGAGAUCCAAAGGGAAAAUGAGUCUGAAGUGGUUGAGCACCCUAUUACAACAAUCUUGUUGGAUUUCUACCUCGCGUCUCUUUGGAGAGGCGAACGAGUUCAAUGGGAGGGGUGAUCAUUACGGGCGUAAAAACUGUUGUUUUGCGGCUCCUCUUUCUCCUACCCUUUUUUUUUCAAGCCUUUUAUUUUUUAUUGGAGGGUUUCUUUGUAAAAACACCCAUUUUUUUGUUUUGCUGGACCCAUUUGGUCUGGCAGGAUGUUGUACAUAUACUUAUAGUCCCUGUUAUAUUAUAGCUUUUCUACAUGUACUCUCGAGCAUUCUUUUUCUUUUCGCACCUUUCUUGUACUUUUACACUAUUAUCCUAAACUAGUCUAUACUCUUAGUCUCGCGCAAAAAGCAAGUAUACUGUUAUCAAAAGUAUUCAUCCCAUGGUCUCUCUC